Messenger RNA from Mandrillus leucophaeus (drill), 2662 nucleotides. It is a transcript of the gene SLC7A7, whose product is annotated as solute carrier family 7 (amino acid transporter light chain, y+L system), member 7. The transcript is spliced from 10 exons. Lineage: Eukaryota; Metazoa; Chordata; Mammalia; Primates; Cercopithecidae. Gene Ontology annotation, cellular component: membrane. Gene Ontology annotation, biological process: amino acid transmembrane transport. The coding region runs from base 743 to 2278 and encodes 511 amino acids. Gene Ontology annotation, molecular function: L-amino acid transmembrane transporter activity; basic amino acid transmembrane transporter activity. The record is from RefSeq and is a predicted model, not a curated record.
CAGUGGCCCAGGUUUGGAGGCAACCUCCCAGUCUCUCUUUGCAUGGGGAAGUGUGCAGAGUUCUCUUAGAACGCCCAGUCACAGGGUGUAAAGACUGCUCUUACACUUCCUGUAAUCUCAGCAUGGGAACAAGCCUUUGUGUCACACUGUGCAACCGUCCUCCCUUUCUUAAAUGCUUGGGUUGAGAGAGAAGAGAGGCUAGGGUGGGGCAUGGAGGACACACAGAGAGAGAGAGUGCUGUGUAUUCCUUCCCAGCUACUGUCCUGUCCUCAGCUAACUUGGUCUGGAACAGUUUCCCCAGGGCUACAGAUACUGCACCCAGCUGACUGUCCUUUCUUCUGGGCCCCCGGUCCCAGAGCAGAGCUGACAAAGGAGAUUCCUGAGAGAGUGACUUCUUAUCACAGAAAGUGCUGAGCCAAGAGCUCCUAGCCACCCCUUUUGCAGAUGUGAAGGGCCAGUGAACCUUGGACACAGAUGGUUGCUUAACAGUCCUUUCCCCCUCCCUCACUCCUUCCUUUGCAGGCUGCCUCACCUCCUCCACCCUUCUUGCUUAAAUCCAUAGGCAUUUUUCUGGCCUUCCCUUUUACUGCUGGCUGGGAAGGAGAAGCAUCAGACCACAGAUCCUGGAAGGCACUUCUCUUCCUGACUGCUGCUGGCACUGCCGUGAGAACCUGCUUAUAUCCGGGACCGAGGAGUAAGUGGCAAUGCCAGGAAGCUGGUGAAGGGUUUCCUCUCCUCCACCAUGGUUGACAGCACUGAGUAUGAAGGGGCCUCCCAACCUGAGGUGGAAACCUCCCCUUUGGGUGAUGGGGCCAGCCCAGGGCCGGAGCAGUUAAAGCUGAAGAAGGAGAUCUCACUGCUUAACGGCGUGUGCCUGAUUGUGGGGAACAUGAUCGGCUCGGGCAUCUUUGUUUCCCCCAAGGGUGUGCUCAUAUACAGUGCCUCCUUUGGUCUCUCUCUGGUCAUCUGGGCUGUCGGGGGCCUCUUCUCCGUCUUUGGGGCCCUUUGUUAUGCGGAACUGGGCACCACCAUUAAGAAAUCUGGGGCCAGCUAUGCCUAUAUCCUGGAGGCCUUUGGAGGAUUCCUUGCUUUCAUCAGACUCUGGACCUCCCUGCUCAUCAGUGAGCCCACCAGCCAGGCCAUCAUUGCCAUCACCUUUGCCAACUACAUGGUACAGCCUCUCUUCCCAAGCUGCUUGGCCCCUUAUGCUGCCAGCCGCCUGCUGGCUGCUGCCUGCAUCUGUCUCUUAACCUUCAUCAACUGUGCCUAUGUCAAGUGGGGAACCCUGGUACAAGAUAUUUUCACCUAUGCUAAAGUAUUGGCACUGAUCGCGAUCAUCAUUGCAGGCAUUGUUAGACUUGGCCAGGGAGCCUCCACUCAUUUUGAGAAUUCCUUUGAGGGUUCAUCAUAUGCAGUGGGUGACAUUGCCCUGGCACUGUACUCAGCUCUGUUCUCAUACUCAGGCUGGGACACUCUCAACUAUGUCACUGAAGAGAUCAAGAAUCCUGAGAGGAACCUGCCCCUCUCCAUUGGCAUCUCCAUGCCCAUUGUCACCAUCAUCUAUAUCUUGACCAAUGUGGCCUAUUAUACUGUGCUAGACAUGAGAGACAUCUUGGCCAGUGAUGCUGUUGCUGUGACUUUUGCAGAUCAGAUAUUUGGAAUAUUUAACUGGAUAAUUCCACUGUCAGUUGCAUUAUCCUGUUUUGGUGGUCUCAAUGCCUCCAUUGUGGCUGCUUCUAGGCUUUUCUUUGUGGGCUCAAGAGAAGGCCAUCUCCCUGAUGCCAUCUGCAUGAUCCAUGUUGAGCGGUUCACACCAGUGCCUUCUCUGCUGUUCAACGGUAUCAUGGCAUUGAUCUACUUGUGCGUGGAAGACAUCUUCCAGCUCAUCAACUACUACAGCUUCAGCCACUGGUUCUUUGUGGGGCUUUCUAUUAUGGGUCAGCUUUAUCUGCGCUGGAAGGAGCCUGAUCGACCUCGUCCCCUCAAGCUCAGCGUUUUCUUCCCGAUUGUCUUCUGCCUCUGCACCAUCUUCCUGGUGGCUGUUCCACUUUACAGUGAUACCAUCAACUCCCUCAUCGGCAUUGCCAUUGCCCUCUCAGGCCUGCCCUUUUACUUCCUCAUCAUCAGAGUGCCAGAACAUAAGCGACCUCUUUACCUCCGAAGGAUCGUGGGGUCUGCCACAAGGUACCUCCAGGUCCUGUGUAUGUCAGUUGCUGCAGAAAUGGAUUUGGAAGAUGGAGGAGAGAUGCCCAAGCAACGGGAUCCCAAGUCUAACUAAACACCAUCUGGAAUCCUGAUGUGGAAAGCAGGGGUUUCUGGUCUCCUGGCUAGAGCUGAGGAAGUUGAAAAGGAAAGCUCACUUCUUUGGAGGCACCUGUCCAGAAGCCUGGCCUAGGCAGCUUCAACCUUUGAACUUACUUUUUGAAAUGAAAAGUAAUUUAUUUGUUUUGCUACAUACAGUUCCAGACUUUUAAAGCGGACAAUAGAGGAGACUGGGGAGAGGAGCAUGUCAGGUGUGGGCUUGGUGGUUUUAGAAGCACCUGAGUGCGCCUACCUACUCCUCUUUUCUUUUAAAAGGGCCCACAAUCCUCCAAUUAUCUCCUUUAGAGAGACAUCAAACUAUCACAGGUGCUGGAUGACAAUAAAAAGUUAUGUUCCUAAA